Messenger RNA from Triticum dicoccoides, 1147 nucleotides. RefSeq names its product BTB/POZ and MATH domain-containing protein 2-like. Gene Ontology annotation, molecular function: protein binding. NCBI's taxonomy places the organism in Eukaryota, Viridiplantae, Streptophyta, Magnoliopsida, Poales, Poaceae. The coding region runs from base 1 to 1074 and encodes 357 amino acids. The transcript has a single exon. The record is from RefSeq and is a predicted model, not a curated record. Gene Ontology annotation, biological process: protein ubiquitination.
AUGUCGUCGUUCGCCGGCAUAACUCUCUUGGCCGAGGGCGACCUGAGCCCUUCCACCGCCAACGCCAUUGACACUAGCACGGACUACGGCUACCACCUGCUUGUGGUCCAAGACUACUUGCUUACCAAAGAACUGACACCCAGCGGAAGGGGUCUUUGCUCCCGUGCUUUCGUCGUAGGAGGCCAUACAUGGUACAUCGAGUACUACCCUAACGGGGAGAGCUCAAAAUGUGCCGACUACAUUUCUCUGCAUGUCUCAGUUCUUGAUAAUGAUGAGGAUUACCAGAACACUGUGAAAGCAAAGGUGUGUGUCAGUUUCAUCGACCAGGUUGAGAAGCACAAGCCAAUGUACAUCCGUGGAACUGGAACGCGCACCUUCGGCGGCUAUGCUUUUAUGCGGCUCGACAAGUUUAUGAAAAAAGACGUCCUUGAAGAAUCGGUGAAUCUAAAGGGUAAUUGUUUGACCAUCCGGUGUGACAUCAUGGUCCUCAACACCAAUGAUGAUGAUGCCAACCGCGACGAGGUGCUCCCACCUGACGUACACCACCAAUUCAACAAUCUCCUUCAAAAUAAGGUGGGUGCCGAUGUGACAUUUGAGGUCAGCGGUGAGAUGUUCGUCGCACACAGGUGUGUGCUUGCAGCCCGAUCCACGGUGUUCAUGGCACAACUCUUUGGUCCCAUGAAGGAGGGUACCACUAGGUCCGCCAUCAUACAGAUCAAAGACAUGAAAGCAAAAGUGUUCAAGGCUUUGCUUAGCUUCAUCUACACAGACUCAUUCCCUGAGAUGGAGGAGGACAAAGCACAAGUUGCGGAAAAAGGACAAGAAGAGAAUGGAAUGUGGUUGCAAUGGCUUCAAGACUUGUUGGUAGCGGCAGACAGAUAUGAUGUCCAAGGGCUCAAGUUCAUCUGUGAAAAGCAGUUUUCUGAACACCUAGGUGUGAGCUCAGUCAUGUCCACUCUUGCUCUAGCCGAGCAGCACCACUGCCGGUGGUUGAAGGGGGCGUGCUUCAAGUGUCUCCAAGUCCAGCCUCCCUCGCGUUUGCUAACAGUAAUGGAGUCUAGUGGCUGGGAUUAAGGCUGGACACGAGCCGAGCCGAGCCGAGUUUGAUCCGAGCCUGGCUUUGGCUCGCCCUCAAGCGGCUCGGUUC